Molecule: messenger RNA, 210 nt
Organism: Centruroides sculpturatus (bark scorpion)
Lineage: Eukaryota; Metazoa; Arthropoda; Arachnida; Scorpiones; Buthidae
Product: pre-mRNA-splicing factor CWC22 homolog
Exons: 2
Biological process (GO): nucleosome assembly
Cellular component (GO): nucleosome
Molecular function (GO): structural constituent of chromatin; DNA binding
Source: RefSeq, a predicted model, not a curated record
AAAAAAAAAAAAAAAAAAAAAAAAAAAAAAAAAAAAAAAAAAAAAAAAAAAAAAAAAAAAAAAAAAAAAAAAAAAAAAAAAAAAAAAAAAAAAAAAAAAAAAAAAAAAAAAAAAAAAAAAAAAAAAAAAAAAAAAAAAAAAAAAAAAAAAAAAAAAAAAAAAAAAAAAAAAAAAAAAAAAAAAAAAAAAAAAAAAAAAAAAAAAAAAAAA